GGCUGGGGAGCAGAGAGAGGGGGCGUGCACGGGCGGCGGGAGCGAGCAUGUCCACAGCCAGAGCUAAGAAAGUGAAGAUGGCCACCAAGUCCUGCCCGCAGUGCGACCAACAGGUUCCAGUUGCCUGUAAGUCGUGCCCUUGUGGAUAUAUAUUUAUAAGCCGAAAACUUUUACAUGCAAGACAGUCGGAAAGACUGCCUCAAGCAUCAGAAAACAGAUCUGACCCCAAACGGCGUAGAACUGAGAGAAUUAAAAGAGAGAGAAUAAAUGCAACCGUAAAUAAAGAGCUGGAAAACAGGAAACGAUCGAGAACCAACAGCCAGAGUGAGGCAGCACGGCGAGGCCGAGGGAGGCCCAAAGCCACGUCUACCAAGAAGCAAGAGGAGGAAAAGGGUAGAGGUUUAAAUCAUUUCAUGCCUGAAAAGCAAGAGAAGGAGAUCGAUAUGUACGCCAACCUAUCCGAUGAAAAGGCGUUUGUGUUUUCUGUGGCUCUUGCAGAAAUCAACAGGAAAAUUAUCAAUCAAAGGCUUAUACUUUGACCAAGGUCGGGGUCAAGGUUACUCAUGGGCUGUAUCAGCAAUGCGCAGCAAUCAAAGACUCUGCUAUUCCGUGCGUUCACUGAGAAUCUGAUCCUACACUAAAGACUGUCUGUUUUUGUUAUUUCUAUUUAAUUUUUUAUUUUUUUUACCAAGCGUGGUAGCAAUACUAUAAUCUUUUAGGCCCAAGGAAGCUUUUACGUAAAAAAAACAAACAAAAAAAAAAACAUGAUUUUAAUCCUUUUUAGAAGAGGAAUUCAUUCUGGGAACUAGCCAGAGUGUCUGUAUUUAAAGCGCUUCAAAACAAAAUAAGUAUAAAAUAUCGCUUUUUUUUUUUUUUUUAAAUUAAGAGGAAAUAAAAUUUAACUCUGACACAUGUACAGUUUAUAUAAUCUUUAUAUAUUAAACCGGUGCUAAAAUCCAA
Pelobates fuscus (common spadefoot toad) is the source of this 960-nucleotide messenger RNA. RefSeq names its product chromosome 12 C16orf87 homolog (gene HDIP1). The record is from RefSeq and is a predicted model, not a curated record. Lineage: Eukaryota; Metazoa; Chordata; Amphibia; Anura; Pelobatidae. The coding region runs from base 48 to 539 and encodes 163 amino acids. The transcript is spliced from 4 exons.